AUGUCAGCUGAUGUCCGGGACGCCGACAAGCUAAAGCGUGCAUAUAAUCAUUCUGAUGAACAGAAAGACUUCGAAGUCACUGAAACCGCCCUCAAGGAGAGCCAAGUCGGGCGCGCAGUUGGGAGGCUUCAAACGCAUGCUGCGAAGCGUGUCGUAGAUCUGGCGUUAGAAAUUGUGGCGAAGUGGGAGUUGGCUUUGGAGAAGGCAAAGGGGUCUACGAGAAUCCCUCAUAGGAGACCUUUGAAUCAGGUUGGAAAGGCACCAGGUGCGGCUGGGACGCCAUCGACUUCUACUGCAGCCAAAAUCAAAUUACCUACCGCAAAGGGCCACAGCAACACAGGCAUCUCUAUCAACGUUAGGAAAGAAACGCCAUUUCAUCUCUCUACCGCAGCUCUAAUCGACGAGGAACACACUUGCUAUAGGCAAUCUUUGGACGAGUUUGCAUCCAGAGAUGAUAUCCAAGAGGCCAAGGACGAUGAAUUUUAUGACAAAAUGGUGGUAAACAGCCAAAGAAUUUUAAGUUACCUUUCCCCGCCCAUGGAUUGGAGGGUCACUUUGUCUGGAGGCGAAAUUCUUGCCGCCUUAAGAAUGGUAACUCAUGCUGAUCAUGGAGAAGGGAUUGACAGAUCCCUCGUGUUGUAUCCAGCUCAUCCAAUUUCUUCGCGGACCCUGUUUCAACUUUCAACCUUUACAAAAGUUCCAUCCUGGCUUUCGGAUCUUCACCAAAAAAUCUGGAUACAGAAGAGCGGAGAACAGAUUAUACGCACUGUCAAAAUUGAGUACGCUGACUACAAACGACUAGAUGAACGUUUAGCCGAGGUCCGUCCAGGCAGCCCGGGGGCAAUACGAGACAUUAAACUUGACUUUCUGUGGUCCUUACCCUCGACCAUCUCUGGCCCUCUUGACGACAAGGAAGCUAUUGACGGUGAUCAUUUUGAUGAUGAUGUUCACUCGUUCUUCCCCAUUACACUCCAAUAUUUGGACCUCUUCAGGCUGGGACUUCGGCGGAUGUCACUGCGAAUGCCAGCCCCGCUUCUCAUUCGGCGCGAGUAUCACGCCCUCUCUAAACUAUUAAGUAAACUGCCAAAGGAUAGUGCUGGCUCUGUUAUGAUUAGCGGACAACCUGGUGCCGUAAACUCUUGGCUGGGUGGACCCAUUGUCGCCUAUUGCGAUGCUGAUGGCCUUUCAAGUAAACCAUCUCAGUUUUUGAUGGAAAAUUACACCAUCCAGAUUAUAGCUGUUUGCCCACUCAAUGAGACAAUGCCUGGCUCGUCGCAUGUCAUGAAGCUUGUAACGAAACUGUGGUCACCUCGGGAGCUUUUCACUGUUGCAUGCCUCUCAGCCUCCCUUAGCCCCACUAGCAUCAUUCAGUUGAAGCGGAACCUUGAAAGAGAGAUUCAAGACCUCUCCACGAAGAAUAACUUGAUGGAUUUAUUCUCUCAGACGCGUUUACAGAGAUCACUCUCUCACUCCAUAUUUCAGCUGUCGCCAAUGAACGAUAUGCGAUUAUUCGACGAUGCUAUUGUAACACCGGUUUCCCCUUGGGCUUUGGAGCUCAUAUCACAUAGUUAUGAAAGGAGUCAGGAAAACAUCUCGCUUCAGUUCUACCACGCAAUUGCCGACAUACCUUCCGCGGGGACCCUCCGUAUGAUCUUCCAGCUGCGGGUGCUAGCAUAUUUUCGGGAUCUUCGGGAACCAACCACCUUCAAAGUUCGGCGUCCGUCCGACUCUUUCACUUCCGUCGGACUUCACUCAUCGGGUCUUGAGCUUGACGAUGCAGUCUGGUGCAAGAAGCAAAGACAUCUAGUACCGAAGUCAACCUUUCCCUCUGUCGAUUCUCUGUUGUUCCUUCCUAAAGACACUCUCAUCGGUUUCCAAGCUACUGUUCGACCGGAGCAUCCUAUAGCUACUGCUGGAUUAAGACGUAUCUUAUCAUGGCUCAAGCAUUGA
Molecule: messenger RNA, 1950 nt
Organism: Laccaria bicolor S238N-H82
Lineage: Eukaryota; Fungi; Basidiomycota; Agaricomycetes; Agaricales; Hydnangiaceae
Exons: 11
Coding region: 1-1950 (649 amino acids)
Source: RefSeq, a predicted model, not a curated record